GCCGUCAGCCCUGAGUUGGGACGCUUGUGGAUUGCGCUGGAGGGAUAAGAGAAGGCGCCAUGAACAAGAGAAAUAAUCCGGAAAGCCUGGUGGACACGGCGCUUGCGAGAGCCUGCCAGAUGGUGAGACGAGCAGGGGUCAACUGGACCCGCAGACUACGCUCAGCUGCUGUUACGGGCCGGAGUAGCUGGCUCCAAGAGAUCGAGUCUGUGGAGGAAGAGUGUGUCCUGGUGCGCGCACACCUCGCCUCCCUAACCGUGUCCUUAGUAUCAGAGGUCAUUAUUGUUUAUGCUCUCCGGGAAUUCACGAAAAUCAUCGCAUCUUACAACGACCACAUCUCUGGCGCUCUGAGGGUCAGGUUUUUAGCUAGAGAAAUUAAUGAGGAUGUCUGCUCAAACAUGUUGAAGUCUGUACUUCUACCUUGCGUGUCUAAGUGCAGUAUAAGUAACAUGCAGUCUAAUUUCAUACAAACUCUCGUAAUCAAAUUGCUCUAUGUUAUUCCGAACAUCAAAGCUUUGAUCUUGCCCUCAGCACACCCCAGCUACCUGCAGCUCCUCGUGGAAAGAAUUCAGAUACUGACCCAUCUGCAGGAAUUUCGCUUCCAUAUUGGCUGUACUACAGAAAUUCUUAUCGAAUUAUCAAGAUUUUGCCGUCACAUGAAGCACUUAUCUGUCCAAGAAUCCAGACUUGUGGAUGAUUACUGCGUAGAACACUUGCUGAAACUCACACAACUGUGUGGUCUGAAUGUCGCUGCCACAUCAAUUUCUAAUAUCGGAUAUAGAAAACUUCUCUUGUGUUUGCCUGAAAUCGAAAACAUUACUUGGUUUAGUCCAAUAGACACUGUCCUAGGAAACCUGAGAGUAUAUUUUCCUUCAGUGAUGAAAUUUGUCGGUACAGUAUCACAUGCAAGCAUAAUAUUUUGGAAGUGCCCAAAUAUAAAGGAGUUAGAGCUGCUUUCCCCUGCCCAGGCCAUUUCAGACCUGGCCGGGCUCAGAAAUGUCUCUUCUUUUUCCCUUUUCCGCUGUUCCUACACGGGUAUUGCACUUGGCGUUGUCAUCAGGUGUCUGGGUCAAAAUCUUACAAAUCUAAAAAUGAACGAAAUUUUGGAUAUAAACAUCAAUGACUUGAUUAAUUAUUGCACUGUUCUUAAAGAACUCAGUAUUCUUUACAGUCACAUGAUAAUUAGAAGAACGUUCGAGCUUAUAUCGCCACAUUUCCGAAAUCUUAAAGUAAUAAGAUUAAGGUACGACUGGGGCCCGUUUGAUUUCAGCUCCAUCCUGCACCUAUACAUCAAUCUGAAUGUAUUACAUCUUGUAGGCAUGGUGGAGAUAACUGAUACGUUCAUGAAGCAAACUGUGACGGCUGGCGGAUUCAGAAAUCUGACUGAAUGUUUCAUAGAAUUUUGCGGAGACAUGAGCAUGGAUACGGCGUGGUUACUUUUGCAGAACUGUCCCAAUUUGACUACGAUUGGGAACAUUGACAGUUGGUCUCGUGUCGACGAACGUGAAGUAGCGGCACUUUUAACUUUUUUGAGGAAUAACAAUCUCUCACUCGAAGUAUGUCGCUGAGUUCAAGUCUCUUUCAGCGAAUCAGGAGUCUGCAUGAGAAUUAAAAAAGAUACUGUUGACUGAAUUGUUUUACAAAUAUUGAAAAAUAUGCUUCCUGAACACUAUUUCCUGAUGCCUUCUAAAGUUCAGACACGUACCUACAUUUUAACAUGCAAGUUUGUGACGCCUGGAAGAACAUUACUAAUUUUGCUAUAUAAAUAUGUCCGUCCAUCACAGAAAUUUUAUACUUUUAAUAAAGAACUGAUACUCAAUUUGUCGAUAAAAUCAGUUUAUUAACAUGCAACUGUAUUGUAACGUAUUUGGUCUACUGUGGACGCCGUUCGGAUUGUUGACUGGUUUUACUAACAACCUGCAAGUCGUAACUACAAUUAAUUGUAACACUGUUGCGGGUUUACACAAUUCACAAACCCUACACCCUAAUUUCUUCACUUUCUACAGUAUAACACGGGAGCCAUACAAGUGUCGCUGAAUUACACACUCCCAAUACCCAAUGCCUUCUCAGUUAUCACCACUAUCACUUAUUCCAGUUUCUCUUAUAAA
Messenger RNA from Cryptotermes secundus, 2108 nucleotides. RefSeq lists its product as uncharacterized. Bases 60 to 1568 code for a protein of 502 amino acids. The record is from RefSeq and is a predicted model, not a curated record. NCBI's taxonomy places the organism in Eukaryota, Metazoa, Arthropoda, Insecta, Blattodea, Kalotermitidae. The transcript has 2 exons.